AUGGAGUCAUGGCAGCCGAAUCAAGAAGAACUACAGCAGGUGCUUCUCCUCCUCCUUCACUCACAAUCCACCGACACCGAGGUGCAGCGAAGCGUUCAACAGCGUCUCGAGCAGUUGAAUGAACACCAAUAUUUUUGCUGCUAUCUCGUCUACAUUAUGAGCGAUUUGAAAGAUGAACAGGUUGCGUCUCGAUCGUUGGCGGGGCUGAUUCUGAAGACAAACAUUCGCACACAAUGGCUCCGACAACCGGUAGAGAUCCGCGAUUUCGUGCGCAUCAAGACGCUGAACUCGAUUGGCGAUCCGAAUGUGCUGAUUAGAGCAACGGUUGGCAUCAUCAUCACGACGAUCGUUUGCGAAGAGGGCAUCCAGAAUUGGCCGACCCUAUUGCCGACAUUGGGCGAUUUGCUUGACUAUCAGGAUCCAUAUGUGCAAGAGGGCUCGAUCAACGCAAUCCAGAAGGUCUUCGAGGACAGCGGCGAUCGCCUCAAUCAACACGAGCAUAUCGAACCGUUGUUGCCAAAGAUUUUGCGCUUCUUUCAGCACGGGAACGGGAAAGUUCGGGGCUUGGCGAUGAAUUCGAUUAACUCGAUCCUCAUGGUGCCCGACGAACCAAUCAAUGUCGUUUUGGACGAGUUUCUGACGGAACUCUUUCGAAUGGCUCACGAUCCGGAAGAGGAAGUGCAAAAGCAGUUGUGCCGUUCGUUAACUUUGCUCCUUGAUGCUCACGUCGAGAAAAUGGCACCAAAUCUGCCGAAUGUCGUCACGUACAUCAUCGUCAAAACACAGGAUCCAAACGAGGCGAUCGCUUUGGAGGCUUGUGAGUUCUGGUUGGCGUUGGCAGAGAAUGGGGAGAUUUGCAAAGAAGUGCUCGCGCCGUAUCUGGAUCAAUUGGUGCCAGUGUUGGUGCAAUGCAUGCGAUACUCGGAGAGCGACAUUCACCUUUUGAAGGGCUACGACGACGCCGAGGAUUCUAUGGUGCCAGAUCGAGCCGAGGACAUUCGACCGAGAUUUCAUCGAAGCAAAACACAGGGAUAUAGUCAUGAUGGAACGGGUGAUGGAAACGACGAUGACGACGAUGAUGACAAUGACACGAGCACCGAGUGGAAUAUUCGGAAAUGCGCGGCCGCCUCGUUGGACGUGCUAUCGUCGAUAUUCGGUGAUCAUCUGUUGCCGGUUUUGUUGCCCAUUCUCCGUGAAGCACUUCAACAUCAGGAAUGGCAGGUCCGAGAAUCCGGGAUUUUGGCGCUCGGCGCAAUCGCCGAGGGUUGCAUGAAGGGAAUCGAACCGCAUUUGCCCGAAUUGGUGCCCUUUUUGGUGAAAACAUUGCAGGAUCGCAAGGCCCUCAUCCGGUCGAUCACCUGUUGGACGUUGUCUCGUUACUGCCAUUUUGUCGUCUCACAACCUCACGAAGUCUACUUUCAGAGCCUGUUGAAAGAACUCUUGGCACGGAUUUUGGAUGGAAACAAACGAGUGCAAGAGGCAGCGUGCUCGGCUUUUGCCACUCUGGAAGAGGAAGCGGCGAAUGAGUUGGUGCCAUAUUUGAGCGACGUUUUGCGGACACUUGUCAGCGCUUUCAACAUCUAUCAGGCGAAGAACCUGUUGAUCCUCUACGACGCGGUCGGGACACUAGCGGACAGUGUCGGCCAGCAUCUCGCGCAAGACGGCUUCGUGGAGAUGCUAAUGGAACCGCUGAUGCACAAAUGGAAUCGCCUUGCCGAUGAUGAUAAGGAACUCUUCCCCCUUCUCGAAUGUGUCUCGUCGGUGGCAUCAGCUCUCGGGAAUCGUUUCUUGCCCUACAGUCCCGCUGUGUUCAAAAGAUGCAUCGAUUUGAUCGUGAAAUGUCUCAAUCAGCAACAAGUUUAUCUAAGCGAUCCGGCCAAUCACGAUCCACCAGAAAAGGAUUUCCUCAUUGUUUCCCUCGACUUGCUGUCCGGUCUCGCGGAAUCCCUCCACUCACACAUCGAUCCACUUGUUGCCGCCAGUGAACCCUCGUUGAUCCAGUUGAUACACCUGUGUGCUGUUGAUCCGACUCCCGAAGUGCGUCAAAGUUGUUUCGCGUUGCUGGGCGAUCUGGCGAAAUCGUGUUUCCAUCAUUUGAAAUCGAUGAGUUCCGUUUUCAUCGACGUGCUCGCGCGGAAUUUGGAUCCUGAACAGGUGUCUGUUUGCAACAAUGCCAUUUGGGCGCUUGGAGAGAUGGCUUUAAAGAUGGGCGUCGAGAUGAAACCGUUCGUGCACUUGUAUUUGCAAUACUUGGUGCUGGUGAUGAAUCGACAAAAUGCACAGAGAACAUUGUUAGAGAACACGGCGAUCACGCUGGGCCGUUUGGGGAUCUAUUGCACAGAUGAGGUGGCUCCAUAUCUACAGCAUUUCAUCCGAGCGUGUUGCUACGCGUUGAGAAACAUUCGGGACAACAGCGAGAAGGAGAGCGCUUUCAACGGUUUAUGCCAUAUGAUCAACGCAAAUCCGGCCGGCUGUAUGCAGGAUUUCAUCUUCCUCUGCGACGCGAUCGCCUCAUGGAAUCAACCGCCGCCGAAUUUGAAGCAAAUGUUUUAUCGGAUCCUCGCCGGCUUCAAGCAGAAUGUCGGUGAUCAGAACUGGACCCUCUUCACGAAUCAAUUCCCGCCGACGUUGCGCCAGAAGUUCGUCUCCCACUACGCGCUG
Molecule: messenger RNA, 2661 nt
Organism: Mesorhabditis belari
Lineage: Eukaryota; Metazoa; Nematoda; Chromadorea; Rhabditida; Rhabditidae
Source: the annotation of a GenBank genome assembly